AUGUCGUGGCUUUUUGGUGGAAGUAAAAAAAAUGAUUCCAACACUUCUGCUUCCGCCGAGCAUCAACAGAUUGUGCAGGAUGAGGGCAAAGCCCAACAUGCUCUAGGAUUCGAUCCUAGCCAAGUUACCAACGUGUCGAGCAUCAUAUCCACACCAGGCGCUUUGGACCCUUCAAGAUUACACCCACUGGCCGGCCUGGAGCGCGGUGUCGAAUAUCUGGAUCUAGAGGAGGAACAGCUAUCUACUAUGGAAGGCUCCAGAAGCUUGAUCCCUUCAAGAGGUUGGACUGACGAUUUGUGCUACGGAACAGGUGCCGUUUACUUGCUAGGUCUUGGUCUUGGGGGCUCAUACGGUUUUUUCGAGGGGUUGAAAAACAUCCCACCCAACAGCCCUGGAAAGCUGCAACUUAAUACCGUGCUGAAUCAUAUUACCAGGAGAGGUCCUUUUAUCGGCAACAAUGCUGGUGUGUUGACUCUCACUUACAAUUUAAUCAAUUCUUCGAUUGAUGCUCUGAGAGGAAAACAUGACGCUGCCAAUUCUGUUGUUGCAGGUGCCCUGACAGGCGCAAUCUUCAAAUCUUCCAAAGGUCUCAAGCCCAUGGCGUACGCCUCUGGUAUGGUCGCCGCUGCAGCCGCGACGUGGAGUGGCGCCAAAUCCUUUAUUUUGUGA
Molecule: messenger RNA, 669 nt
Organism: Lachancea dasiensis
Lineage: Eukaryota; Fungi; Ascomycota; Saccharomycetes; Saccharomycetales; Saccharomycetaceae
Source: the annotation of a GenBank genome assembly